CAGCAUUGCGUCUGCAGACCAUGACGGAGAGUAACGAUACCUACCCGCAAGGUUCCCGGACACGGGGCUGGCCUGUCGCGGCCGGUGACUGCCGCCGGAUUGUUCACCUUUGGGGUCCGGUGUGCCAAUCGGAGAAGGGGAACCCCCAGUGGUCGGACUGACGCCGGUGGAAGUGCUUAUGGUGCUGGUACUGGCACCACCGGUAAUGUCCGAAGUACCGCUAUCGUCGGUUCUGACACCACUUGCAAUGACACUCUCACUGUUGGCGAAUUCGGCCCAAAGGUUGAUUUUGUUGACCACGACGCCCGGCGCAUUCCAUGUAAAUGUUUUCGAGUUUAACUGUCCGAGGCGGAAGAUGGCCAGACGUGUAUUCCCAUCAAAAUCGCCUUCGAACCCGGAUAUGAAGGUGACAUUAUCUCCUCCUCCUCCUUUGGCGGUCCCCAGCAGCAGCGCAGUCGCCGUCAACCAACAUCUCCCUGCCAAUAUCCGCAUUGCAGUCGGUUGGCAGCUAGAUUCGAACCCUAAUCAUCGCACGGUCGAGUGAACCCUUGUAUGUCUGUCGCUCGGCCCAAGCAAGUCCGUGGGCUUCCUGGAUACAAAGUCGCCGCCGUCAAUUAAUGUAAACCUGUGAUCGAAAAUGACAGACGGAAGAAAGUGUAUAAGUCGGGGUGCGAAGAGACAAGGCUCCUGUGUCA
Molecule: messenger RNA, 695 nt
Organism: Canariomyces notabilis
Lineage: Eukaryota; Fungi; Ascomycota; Sordariomycetes; Sordariales; Chaetomiaceae
Exons: 1
Coding region: 179-544 (121 amino acids)
Source: RefSeq, a predicted model, not a curated record